This is a messenger RNA of Amoebophrya sp. A25, 1540 nucleotides long. Lineage: Eukaryota; Dinophyceae; Syndiniales; Amoebophryaceae. The record is from the annotation of a GenBank genome assembly.
AUGUGGGGAACAAAACAGCCUGCUUGGUACGAUCCAUUGCUGGAGCUCCAGGAGAAGCCGGAACUAGCUGCAGCGAUUCUUCUUGCGGGGCUUGUUGUGCUGUUGUCUGCGCGAUGGGUGGUGACUCAGGUUGGCGGCGGAGCUGGAGGUGGUCCUUCCUCGUGGACUGGCGGAGACUUUACACCGGUCGAGAGCCCACAUUUUACUCAGUCUGCCGAGAUGGAAGGCCGCAGCGUCCAUAGCAUGAUUGAACAGUCGCCAUUGCAGGCUCAGAUUUUCGCCGCGCGCGACGUUGCGUCUCUGCACAGCCUUUUUCCGUCCCACGGUGACUUCACGGACCUAGGGGAUUUCGUGUCGUUCAUGGUGCGCCAAGUGGCUCUCAAUGAUCCGCGCCGUCGCGACGUAAGCCUAGCGAACCUGCCACUGAAUACCCCAGUGCAGGCCGUCUGCGGUGGAAAGAAGUCCUACUUCGAUGUUCUCUUCGAAGCUCUGGAAACCAACACGGUGGUGGAGAGUUUGAACCUCGGCAACACGCGCAUGGACCAGGAAGCGAUGGGCGGUCUGUGUCGCAUGCUGAAGAGCAACAAGAAGACUCAGCUGAAAAGCAUUAUUGUGGAGAACAACCGCAUUUCCAAGAAUGGGGCUUUUGCCUUGCUCGACGCGUUGAGGGGCCAACAAACUGUCGAAGAAAUCCGAUUCUUGAAUCAGGUGGGAAUACCUGCGCGUUGUCGCGAGAUCGAGGAGGCUCUGGUCGAUACGCUCGGUCAGAAUCAAACCUUGUACAGGAUCGGUUGGGAUCUCUCGGACCCAACGUGCCGAAAUAAGAUCGACAGACAGUGCAUGGACAAUAAAUCUGCUGCAAGCAAACGAGCUGCGCAAAAGAAAAAGUAGAGGAAAGAUCCGAAAUUAUGACUCGGAUUCUAUCUGAAGAGAUACAACUGGGUGAGGGUGAUGAAGGUGUAGCGCUCAACGAGACACCAUAAUCAGACCCUCCAGCGUCGGUUUUUAUAUACUCCUACUAUGGUCGUAAUGUUUUUUAUGCAGUAGUUUUUUAGAGAAAAAAUGUAUAGUUUAUCGGGAGAAUGCAAAUGAUGACAUGUUAAUGUUGAUAUUUUGAUUACGUGGAGUUGAUUGGAGGAAAGUCCACAGAAGUAGCGCCUGUGAGUGUUAACUCCUGGUCGAUAACAGUGUUUGAACGAACGUAUGUGAAAAAUGUUUGUAUACAGCGCAUCACACAAAAGCAGUAAAAGGGUAUACUUCUUACUGAGCCUGUAGUACUAGUACGCAAUGAAUAAGAUAAAUGUUUAGGAGAAGGGAAGAUAGUCUUAGUCAUAUCUUCUGCGCUAGCAGAUACACAGCUUUACAUGACAAAAUAUUAUGCUUGAUCAUUCAGAAUCAGUUUUAGAAUAAAUUUAGAAACCAUGCUGUGACCAGAUUUCUGGCCGAUCUUGGGUAGGAACUCUGAUCAUCUUCAUCGUGACCAAACGAGCGGUAAAUGAAAAAGUAUACGCGUCAAGGUGAAUGUCACCAUUGGAUGAGG